AUGGCUGCCAUCGUUACUUUCACAAAGCUUCUCCAGCUGGCUGUCAGCAUAGGCUCAUAUCAUCAUCCUCCGAUCCCAGAGGACAAGACUACGCCCUUUCAACAGCGUCUGUCCAUCCACAGCCCCACUGGUAAGCCCAAAGAGAAAGAACCCCUCCAGCUGACCGACUGGGUAAAAACAGCUUUGCUAACAACUACUUUUCCUUCCACAGAGGUUUCCGUGGGCUGGAACACAUACGGGUCAAUAGACCACGCCUGUGUGGAAUAUGGGAAGUCCGAGCACGACCUGUCUUCCAAGGCCUGUGCCUCGUCCAAGUCCACCACAUACCCGACGUCGCGAACGCACUCCAACACCGUGACAUUAACCGAUCUUCACCCGGCAACCACCUACUAUUACAAGAUCGUCUCGGACAACUCGAGCGUCGAUCACUUCCUUAGCCCCCGGACCCCGGGCGACGACACACCCUUCAACAUCAGCGUCGUCGUCGACCUGGGCGUCUACGGCGGGGAUGGGUACACGCACUCGGAGAAAGAUAAGGACAAGCGCGACACGCGACCAAACGUCAACCCAGCCCUCGACCACGCGACCAUCGGGCGCCUUGCCGAUACAGUCGACGACUACGAGCUCGUCAUCCAUCCGGGCGACUUCGCCUACGCCGACGACUGGGCGCGCAAAUACCACAACAAGGGCCACGGCAAGGACGCGUACCAGGGGAUCCUGGAGCAGUUCUACGGCCAGCUGGCGCCGAUCGCGGGCCGCAAACCCUACAUGACCAGCCCGGGCAACCACGAAGCCGCAUGCAAGCAAGUCAAGCACGCGCCAAAGCUCUGCCCAGAGGGCCAGAGCAACUUCACCGACUUCAUGCACCGGUUCAGCGAGACGAUGCCGCGGGCCUUCGACUCCGCCUCGUCCAGCAAAACCGCACAAGAACACGCGCGUAAGGCGCGCGACCUCUCACAACCCCCGUUCUGGUACUCGUUCGAGUACGGCAUGGCGCACAUUGUCAUGAUCAACACAGAAACAGACUUCACCGACGCCCCGGACGGCACGGACGGCAACGCCAAGCUAGACGGCGGCCCGUUCGGGGCGCCGCACCAGCAGCUCGAUUUCCUGGCCGCCGACCUGGCCAGCGUCGACCGCCGCGUCACGCCUUGGCUGAUCGUCGCCGGCCACCGACCAUGGUACACCACGGGCAAGGGCAAGUCGUGCAAGCCGUGCCAGAAGGCGUUUGAGAAGCUGUUCCACACGUACGGCGUCGAUCUGGCUGUCUUUGGGCACGUCCAUAACUCGCAGCGCUUCUUCCCUGUCUAUGAUGGCAAGGCGGAUCCCAAGGGCAUGCAUAACCCUACCGACCCCAUGUAUAUUAUUUCAGGGGGUACGGGCAAUAUCGAGGGUCUGGAUCCUGUUCACCCUCAACCAUCCUAUACGGCUUGGGCCUAUGCCGAUGACCAGAGCUACAGUACCCUCAACUUUCUCGAUAAGCAUCGCUUGGAGAUUACGUUUGUUCAGUCGGCGACUGGCAAGGUUUUGGAUUCGAGUGUUUUGCACAAGGAUCAUUCCACUUCCUUUGUCAAGAAUUCAUGA
Penicillium alfredii is the source of this 1584-nucleotide messenger RNA. Its product is annotated as purple acid phosphatase family protein. Gene Ontology annotation, molecular function: metal ion binding; acid phosphatase activity. Lineage: Eukaryota; Fungi; Ascomycota; Eurotiomycetes; Eurotiales; Aspergillaceae. Bases 1 to 1584 code for a protein of 527 amino acids. The record is from RefSeq and is a predicted model, not a curated record. The transcript has a single exon.